This is a messenger RNA of Chlorocebus sabaeus (green monkey), 2522 nucleotides long. RefSeq names its product heat shock protein family A (Hsp70) member 1 like (gene HSPA1L). The record is from RefSeq and is a predicted model, not a curated record. NCBI's taxonomy places the organism in Eukaryota, Metazoa, Chordata, Mammalia, Primates, Cercopithecidae. Gene Ontology annotation, molecular function: ATP binding; ATP-dependent protein folding chaperone.
ACUGAGUUGGAGCCCGCUCAAAUUUGCAGGGAGGGACGGGGUGGGGGGUGGGGGGACCCCGGUUGUGCAGUUUUAUAUUGAGGGAGCCCCCACCUACUCGCCGGGGCUCCAUAAUCUGAACGUUUCCAAACUGAAGCGAAGUCGUCGGGAGACUAGGCCUCAGAGAACCAUGGCUGCUGCCAAGGGGAUUGCCAUAGGUAUCGACCUGGGCACCACCUACUCCUGUGUGGGGGUGUUCCAGCACGGCAAGGUGGAGAUCAUUGCCAACGACCAGGGCAACCGCACCACCCCCAGCUACGUGGCCUUCACAGACACCGAGCGGCUCAUCGGGGAUGCGGCCAAGAACCAGGUAGCCAUGAAUCCCCAGAACACUGUUUUUGAUGCCAAACGUCUGAUCGGCAGGAAAUUUAAUGAUCCUGUUGUGCAAUCAGAUAUGAAACUUUGGCCUUUUCAAGUGAUUAAUGAAGGAGGCAAGCCCAAAGUGCUUGUGUCCUACAAAGGGGAGAAUAAAGCUUUCUAUCCUGAGGAAAUCUCUUCGAUGGUACUGACUAAGAUGAAAGAGACUGCUGAGGCAUUUUUGGGCCACCCUGUCACCAAUGCAGUGAUUACCGUGCCAGCUUAUUUCAAUGACUCUCAACGUCAGGCUACUAAGGAUGCAGGUGUGAUUGCUGGACUUAAUGUGCUACGAAUCAUCAAUGAGCCCACAGCUGCUGCCAUUGCCUAUGGUUUAGAUAAAGGAGGUCGAGGAGAACAACAUGUUCUGAUUUUUGAUCUGGGUGGAGGCACAUUUGAUGUGUCAAUUCUGACCAUAGAUGAUGGGAUUUUUGAGGUAAAGGCCACUGCUGGGGACACUCACCUGGGUGGGGAGGACUUUGACAAUAGGCUUGUGAGCCACUUCGUGGAGGAGUUCAAGCGGAAGCACAAGAAGGACAUCAGCCAGAACAAGCGAGCCGUGAGGCGGCUGCGCACCGCCUGCGAGAGGGCCAAGAGGACCCUGUCGUCCAGCACCCAGGCCAACCUAGAAAUUGAUUCACUUUAUGAAGGCAUUGACUUCUACACAUCCAUCACCAGAGCUCGAUUUGAAGAGUUGUGUGCAGACCUUUUUAGGGGUACCCUGGAGCCUGUAGAAAAAGCACUUCGGGAUGCCAAGAUGGAUAAGGCUAAAAUCCAUGACAUUGUUUUAGUAGGGGGCUCCACCCGCAUCCCCAAGGUGCAGCGGCUGCUUCAGGACUACUUUAAUGGACGUGAUCUCAACAAGAGCAUCAACCCUGAUGAGGCAGUAGCAUAUGGGGCUGCGGUACAGGCGGCCAUCCUGAUGGGGGACAAGUCUGAGAAGGUGCAGGACCUGCUGCUGCUGGACGUGGCUCCCCUGUCCCUGGGGCUGGAGACGGCCGGGGGUGUGAUGACUGCCCUGAUCAAGCGUAACUCCACCAUCCCCACCAAGCAGACACAGAUCUUCACCACCUACUCCGACAACCAACCCGGGGUGCUGAUCCAGGUAUACGAAGGUGAGAGGGCCAUGACGAAGGACAACAACCUGCUAGGGCGCUUUGACCUGACUGGAAUCCCUCCAGCACCCAGGGGAGUUCCUCAGAUCGAGGUGACGUUUGACAUUGAUGCCAAUGGUAUUCUCAAUGUCACAGCCAUGGACAAGAGCACAGGGAAGGCCAACAAGAUCACCAUCACCAAUGACAAGGGCCGCCUGAGCAAGGAGGAGAUUGAGCGCAUGGUUCUGGAUGCUGAGAAAUAUAAAGCUGAAGAUGAGGUCCAGAGGGAGAAAAUUGCUGCAAAGAAUGCCUUAGAGUCCUAUGCUUUUAACAUGAAGAGUGUUGUGAGUGAUGAAGGUUUGAAGGGCAAGAUCAGUGAGUCUGAUAAAAAGAAAAUACUGGAUAAAUGCAAUGAACUUCUUUCGUGGCUGGAGGCCAAUCAACUGGCAGAGAAAGAUGAGUUUGAUCAUAAGAGAAAGGAAUUGGAGCAGAUGUGUAACCCCAUCAUCACAAAACUCUACCAGGGAGGAUGCACUGGGCCUGCCUGUGGAACAGGGUAUGCGCCUGGAAGGCCUGCCACAGGCCCCACAAUUGAAGAAGUAGAUUAAUUCUUUUUGGAACUGAAGCAUCCUAGGAUGCCUCUACGUGUAUUUCAUUCCCCUCAUCUUCAAACAUCAUUAUUAUUCUUGACCAGACCUGAACCUAAGUUACCAUCCCUUGGGAAUUCUGGAGGAGGAGUCUCAUGCACCACCUAUCACACUCCCUCAUAUCCUGUUUCUGACUCUGGAAUGGACUCAGGAAAACUAGGCCCCUCUUUAAACCGUGUGAUGUAUUUGAAUGUCUGUUAUUUCCAGCCACCCUAACAUUCUUCUUCCUGUGUGGAUGCUUAUUUGUCAAUCAGUAAAUUUGUUCCUAAAGGAAAUUACUUCUGGUAUUUAGGCUGUGAAUGUACCUCGAAGGGGAGAGUUCAUGGAGAGAGCAUGUGUUCUCUGAUUGUGAGCUCACUGUGAAUGAUUAAAUUGGUAAGGUAAAGUA